GCGCGAGUUGGAACGAGCGGCGGCGGCGGCGGCAGCAGCAGCAUGGCUUCAUCGCAAGGGAAGAACGAGCUGCUCUUCGCCGACUGGAUGGCAGCGCUGCCCGGCAGCCUCCACAGCACCCCGCUCACCAACCUGGCCAUUCCCGGGUCUCAUGACUCUUUUAGCUUCUACAUCGAUGAAGCCUCUCCAGUUGGGCCUGAACAGCCGGAAACAGUCCAGAAUUUUGUGUCAGUUUUUGGGACUGUGGCUAAGAAGCUGAUGAGGAAGUGGUUGGCUACACAGACCAUGAACUUCACCAGCCAGUUGGGGGCAGGUAUACGGUAUUUUGAUCUUAGAAUUUCCACCAAGCCCAGAGACCCAGACAAUGAGCUCUACUUCGCUCAUGGUUUAUUCAGUGCCAAAGUCAAGGAGGGUCUGGAGGAGAUCAAUGCAUUUCUCACUGAGCACCCAAAAGAAGUGGUCUUCUUGGACUUCAAUCACUUCUAUGGGAUGCAGAAGUACCAUCAUGAAAAGCUUGUCCAGAUGCUCAAAGAUACGUAUGGAAACAAAAUGUGUCCUGCUAUAUUUGCCCAUGAAGUCACCCUCCAGUACCUGUGGGAGAAGGAACACCAAGUGCUGGUGUUCUACCACAGUCCAGUGGCUGUCGAGGUAGCAUUUCUUUGGCCAGGCCAGAUGAUGCCAGCUCCUUGGGCAAACACAACGGAUCCAGAAAAACUGAUUCAGUUCCUCCAGGCAUCAAUCACUGAAAGAAGAAAGAAGGGCUCCUUUUUUAUAUCUCAAGUAGUGCUGACACCAAAGGCUAGUACAGUGGUGAAAGGGGUUGCUAGUGGUCUCAGAGAAACAAUCACAGAAAGGGCGCUUCCUGCGAUGAUGGAGUGGGUCCGAGCUCAGAAGGCAGGAGAAAGUGGUGUGAAUAUUAUCACUGCAGAUUUUGUAGAACUUGGUGACUUUAUCAGCACAGUCAUAAAGCUCAACUACGCCCUGGGUGAAGGUGAAGAUGACACUACUUGAUAGUACUGUGAUAUAUGUGUUGUUGCAUUAUUUAGCAUUAAAAAAAAAAAGAUUGUAUUCUAAAAGACUUAUAUUGUAAAACACUCAUCUUCUUGUAACACACUGAGGUGUUUAGGGCUUUAGCGGGUGGGCAUAAGGAAAAUGUUUUCAUCAUUUAUGAUCAUUUAUCACAUUUGUGUUUCAUGUGAAGAGCAAAACUAAACAUGUUUACAGUGUUUGAUGAAAGAAGGCCAUUUACAGGUUCUCCAUGAGGUACCAAAUGUGAUUCAUGUGUCUUCUGUGGUUAUGAACAGUGCCAAGAAACUUGUUGCAAGGGGAUGUAUAUUGUCCUCUUCCUGCUCACAGCAGGAUUCCCAGCGGUGUGAGUGUUACACUGGGAGACUGAGGGCAGUAUAUCUGGCCUGAAAAUUUUAAGCUGCUACAUUUCAUCUCUUAGGUGGUUUAACCAAUCGUAUUUAUCAAUGAGCUACAGGUUUAAAUGCCUUUGUGACGUGAAUCCAAGGUCAUGCUUUAACACACACAUAAUCAGUGGACAGUAAACAUGAUGUGUUACAUACCAUAAUCAGUGGACAGUAAACAUGGUGUGUUAUGUACCAUAAUAAGUGGACAGUAAACAUGAUGUACUGUGUAGCUUGCACAGAGCACAGACUAAAUCCUGCUUGCUUUUCAUUCUUGAAAUAGGGUUUUCCAAUGUCUCUGCCUCAGGUCAAGCCAGCAGAUAAUGUGAUACUGGCCUAACUCUGUAAUCACAGAAUCAUAGAAUGGCCUGAGUUGGAAUGGACCUUAAAGAUCAUCUAGUUCCAACACCCCUGCCAUAAGCAGGACAAUUUUCACUAGACCAGGGCUCAGAGCACCCUCCAGCAUGGCUUUAAACACUUCAGAAAUGGGGCAUCCACAGCUUCUCUCGGCAACACGUUCCCGUGCCUCAUCACCCUCACAGUAAAGAAAGUUUUCCUAAUAUCUAAUCUAAACCUGCUGUCAGUUUGAAACCCCCUUGUCCUGUCCCUACAUGCUCUUGUAAAAAGUCCCUCUCCAUCUUUCUUGUAGGCUCCCUUCAAGUACUGGAAGGCUGCCAUUAGGUCACGCUUAAUCCUUCUCUUCUCCAGGCUAAACAAACCCAGCUCUCUCAGCCUUUCGUUAUAGGAGAGAUUCUCCAUCCCUCUGAUCAGCUUGGUGGCCUCUUCUGGACUUGCUCCAACAGGUCGAUGUUCCUCCUGUGCUGGGGACCCCAGAGCUGGAUGCAGUGCUCCGGGUGGGGUCUCAGCAGAGCAGAAUAGAGGGGCAGAAUCACUUCUCUCAACCUGCUGCCCACACUGCUUUGGAUGCAGCCCAGGACACAUUUGGCUUUCUGGGCUGUGAGUGCACAUGGCCAGUUCAUAUCCAGCCUCUCAUCCAUCAGCAUCCCCAAGUCCUUCUCAGCAGGACUGCUCUUGAUCUGCUCAUGCCCCAGCCUGUGUUGAUACCGGGUGUUGCCCCGACCCAGGUACAGCACCUUGCACUUGGUCUCGUUGAACCUCAUGAGGUUCCCAUGGGCCCCCUUCUCGAGCUUGUCCAGGUCACUCUGAAUGACGUCCUGUCCUUUAGGUGUGUCAACAACACCACUCAGCUUGGUGUCAUCUGCAGACUUGCUGAGGGUGCACUCAAUCCCUUCAUCUAUAUCAUUAAUGAAGAUACUAAAUAACACUAGUCAUAAUAUAGACCCCAGAGGGACACCUGCUGGUGCAUAUUUUCCCUGGUUCUAGCAGGAACACAGUUAAGCCAGCUUGGAGCACCACUUCUUCCCAGGAUUAAUAUUAUGUAACAGCUUGAUCCAGUAUCCACUGAAUUUAAUAGGAAAAUGUCCUGUGUUUAGUAUGGAUUGAUCAUAAGAUCGGUAAGUUGUGUGCCCUAUAAGAUGUGCCGUAUUUUGUCCCAUAGUGGAAACCUCAUUUCUGCAGGACUGAAACUGCACUUAAAAAAAGAUAGGUACAGUCUAAGCCUUUCUUUAAGGCAGCUAUGAACAGAACACUUCAACUGAUUACAAAAAAUCAGUGCCAGUUUCAUCAGUGAAAAACUUCUGUGGUAAAGAAUGUAGUAGUUCAAUUCUAGCAAAUAGCAGUACUUUAUAGUCUUUAAGUUGUCGGAUAUAAUACUGCAUAACACAAGAUUGAAAGUCUACUGAAUGGCACUGUUCUAGCAACAGAAUCACUGAUCAUCCUACUUUUAAUGAAACACAUAUAAAAAAUAUAUUAAAAACUUAGUGAUUUAUAAACUGAGAGCAUUGCAACUGUAUGACACCUAACUGGAUAAAACGCAAUCAGUCAUAUCUCCUGCACACAUCAAUACAUAGGUACACAACUUUGGAAAGCAAAACAUUUCAUUUGUGCAAAACAACAGAUGCUAUUACAUCUUACAAGGAAAACGCUCUUUGAGAUAUUGCAGGGAUUUAUGGGAUAGAACUAAGGUCAAGUUUACGUUGAUAUUACUAGAACUUUUGGUUGAGUGAGGAGAAUGGCAUCAUACAAUCCUUUGCUAUUUUCUGUCAGAUGAUAAUGGCUACCAUCUCCCAUCAGAGUUUAGAAAAUCCAAAAUGGUCUUAUUGAACAGUUGGACUACAGGGGUAUUAUAGAAUUUUUGUUGGUUUUAGUUUAGGAAGUGGAAUAAAAAGGACACUUGCUGAUAUUUUAUGCAAAGAGGAUGCCUUUGAAAAAUGUGUGUGCUAGUAUGUGUGUACUGUAAAGAAAAAUGUUAAGUGUGUAGUAUAAUGACACUUUAAAUGUAUGUAUGUGACACAAAGACAUCCGUACACACUUGCAUAAUGAUAUUGGUGGUUCCGGACAGGAGUAUUAUAAAUUUGUUUGAAAAAAACCAUAUAGCUGUUAUAAAGUCAUGAUGCCUCCUUCAAUAGCGUUUUCUUCUGUGUAUGUUAGGACUGUAAGAGUCAUCCUCAGUGAAAUCUGUGAUCUAAGCCAGUUAGGUUUUUUACAGCAUUUAAACUUUAUCCAGACUGCCCCAAAAAUUUACCUAAGAAUCCCAGUUUAUCUUUUCAUUGGAACAAGGGAUAGGACUUUCACGCACAACUAAGCAAGAUGUGGGGUGGUUGAUACACUUUGUUUGGGGUUUCCACAAGCUCUCCUAGUAAAAUUUAUGUAACAGAUGCAUAAAAUGAAACAUGAAAAUAUAUUUUUGAACCCACACCUGUGUGGGUGUCCUAUACAGAAAUGUGAAAAUCUUUGCUUAUUUAUUGGCAGUGUGGUGUGAAAUGCUUUUUUCAAUUUUCCGUUUAGCUGGAUUUAGUUGCUUCGACACUCUUCCUGUGAUCCUUCAGCUGCUUAAAUAUAGUCAAAAGAGUUAAUCUAUCCUUCUAACAUAGUAAAGUGAUCUGAAUCUUUGGGUGGAGUAAAAAUUAGGUUUCUUUUUUUGGAUUCUGGUUGAAAUUCUGUUGCAUCUGAGAGCAUCAACACCAGGUUCCUGCUGGUACCCCCUGCUCAAAUCAGGGCAUCACACACCAGCUACACUAGGCUUUUCGCUUACAAAGAGGUGUACUCAAGGCAAAUGCUCUGCUGUAUUUUAAUAAAGUGUGUAUGUGUGUGUGCCUGUAUAUAUGAAUAAGUAUAGAGCUAUCUAGAGUUUGUUAGCAUUGUUAUGAAAUAUUUGCUUAGUGUCAGUUUUAUUCUAAUUGUCAUUUGGAAAUAAAUGAAAAAGAAAAAGCAAAGCAAAAAAAAUCCUCUGACAAAAAUCAGUAAUAGACAAAUCAUAUAGUUUCUCCAUUAAUGGGGAAAAAUACUAGCAAAAUGUUAAAUUCUGGUCAGAAAAGUAUGUUUUUGUUUAGCUGUUGAUCUUUCUAUUGGAGAAGCACAGCACUUUAUGGUAGGAACAGGUAAACAAUCUUGCCUUAAUUACUAAAAGAAAAAAGUGCAUUUGGGGAUAUGCUAUCCAUGCUCUUCUGAAGAUUUCAUCUGUGAGGGCCCAAAACUCUAAGUCCUGAUAGAGAUGCACUCCCUGUUGAUAUUGUUUGGGGAUCUUGCCAAAAAAGAACAAGCCAGAAAGUACUAUGCAGCACAACUGGACCAUUCAAGAGCCCAGUUUUGCCACCCAUAUGCAGCUAAAGCUCUCUUUGAUUUCAACCAGAAACGUGCUUGCUGGGCUGGGUCAGAUGUGUUUUUCUGACCUUAUUAAUGUGGAAGGUUUCUUCAUAUGUAUUAUGAGGAAUCUUGCAUGGGCAAUGAGAUGACUGUAAUCAGCCCAUCAAGGAGAAAGACCUGUCUAUACUAUUCAUCUGCAUAAGCAUCUAUUUAUUCAAACUGUCAUGUCGUUGCCUGCCAGAACAUUUUUUUGCUUCCUAUGCUCAUUUUCCCCCCUGCUAUGUGCAUGAUAUAUACAUCAAGUACUGUUGUUUUCUGACAUUUUUAUGUGAUUACUUGAUCCUUUCUUUUCAACCACACAUGAAAAAUGGCGACUGUGCUACACACACAGAGUGUCUCAGCUGGUGUAGACCCACCUGGCUCCAUUUUUCAGUUUACACACGCUGAGACAUCUUUGUUCAGUAUUGAUCUAACCUGCAGCAAUCUGGACCAAACAGGAGGUGAUUCCUGGAGUCCAGUUCCUGCCUGGUUUGGUGAGGGGUAAAUCAGAAUGAGACCGCAGGAGCUUGGUUUUAAAAUUAGUGGGUUAUUUGCAUUUUUUUUUGGCCGUUGGAUACUUUACUGGUUUUGUAGGUUUCAAAUCUACAAACCAUUCUUUUAAACGUACACAUGUAUGCAUAUAUAAAUAUAUAUGCAUACAUGCAUGAGAGGGAACGUAUGAUCCUGUAUGCUAGGCUAAGUCAUUACUGAUACAAAUCUAGACCAUUUCUGCUAACUUCAAAGUAGCUAUUAAGCCUUUACCCUGAGAUGAGAGGGAGCAGAUAGUCAGUGUGUAGUAAGUAUAUGCUGUGUUGCAAAGGAAAUUUAAAAUUGUGGAGGUUCAUUCCACAAAAUAAAAAAGGCAGAGUGCCCUGAAAACACAGUUCCAGUGCUGUCUAUCCUGAAUUUAGUAUAUGAAGCACUUCUUAUUAGCAACUGAUUAGGCUAUUUGGUGAUUUCAAGAGGUCAGGUAACACCAUUUUAAAGUUCUAAACUCUUUUUCAGUGAAGUAAAAGCUAAUAGUGUAUAAUGUAUUUGCCAUAUCUCAGUGGUAGCUUCUGUGUUACAUACAGUCAAUGUUGUUCUGAAUUGUAUAUGUUUACCCAAUGAUGAGGUUUAAAAUAUGCUGUAUAGUAUGUGCAACGUAUUGAUUACAAGUAUGUUGGAGUUCAGUGGUCUAUUUAGUUUUUACUGUGCUGCUGUUCCGUAGGUAUAUGUGUGUAUGGGAUUAUGAAUUGUCUACAGUGUACAAGAAAAUAAUAAUUAAUCCUAAAGGAAAAGGGCAGUUAUGUAACCUGCCUUAAUGCAUUAGUAUAAUAUUGUUAAAUCUCAUAAUUAUCAGUUCUGUUUCAGAUGUUACCAAGGGUUGUCCAUAGAGCUGACUCCCUCACUUUUUUGGCACUAAGGAGUUAAACUUGAAGUAACUUGGAGCUCACUUACAUAUUUGUACACUAAGAAUAGGAUGUUUGCCUGAUCAACUACCUUGAUUGUACAAGGUGGCAAAGACAUGGUUUCCAGUGUGUUACAGAUUAAAUCACUUCUGCGCACACACAACUCCUGCUGAAGUCAGUGGGAAUUGUAAUCAUGUAACUGAGUGGCCUAAAAUUCAUCUUCUGGAAUACAGUCAUGAUAGGAGGAUGGGGAUAUCCUGGCUUUAAGGAAGUGCCUGGAUGCUAUGCAAUACUGCUCAUGUCCUGUGUUGGAACAUAGCUUUAAAUUUGCAGGAAGAGCUUUGAACACUGCUCCAGUGUAGGUUGGACUGUAAAAAUCCGUAUGUGAAAAUUAUAAGUGUGAUAGCCUGAUCAGCCUGGCCUGCCCAUAUACAGCAUUCAGUUUUCAGGAGUCAUGGCAGCUUUAAAAAAAACAAGCUAUAAUAAUUUCCCUGUGGCUGGCAGGACCUACUUAGGAAUCUCUACAUUGCCUACAGGUAUGACUCCUCUGCCAUUCCCACAACCAGGUCUAGCUGUCGCUUCAUGAUUUCUUUCUAAGAUGCCUCUGCAUGAAGCCAAGGGUAAUUAUGAAAGUUGUACUAACUAAACACAUAGAGGGUCCACCUUGUGCCUGGCUGGUCAGAGUAGGCAAAGGGUGCUUGCCCUACAGCAGCACAUUUGGUGUGAAAUCAGCUUCAGUCAGACCCACAUGAACAGUUACUGAGGGAAAGCAGAAGUCUGAUUUCAGACCCUCUUCUGUUAUCUUUGUCUAGUUAAAAUGCAGCAUCUUUCCACUUCUCUCCUUUGCCUCUUCUCAUGCUCCUUAUCUGAACUUCUGCAUACACAUCCCUCUACCUGCCAGCUGUGAAUAUUAGAAAUUCGUCAACCUCAGUACCCCGUAGCAGUCCACAUGCUCUUAUAAGAUGCUAAGUGUGGGGCUAAAAGAUGGCAGUGGACCUCAUCUGAUGUCCCAGGAUAAUUUAUCUCCACACUAUAAGUUGGGCACACGCAUUGUCUUAGAUGGGCCUCAGCUUGGCCAAUGCAUAUCUCCUAAGAUGGAGGUACACUUACGGGGUUUUUUUCUGCAGUGAGAUGGCAAGUACUAGUUUCUUCCUUCAGCCCUGGGUCCUAAAAAUGUCAGUUUGACUGGGAGAGAUUCCUUGAGUAGCUGCAAUUAGUUUUGCUGUGAAGCUGAGAACCUUAAAGCAGAAUCCUAAGGUUAUGUGUAAUAACUAUUACUGAAAAUAAAAAUCUGUGGUUAAAACCACAGUUUUAAGAAGAAAAAGAAAAAUUAUUUGGGCUUGCCAGGACAGCUGUUAAGUUUUUGACUGCCUCAGUCAGCAGUAGCUUUAGGAUCAUCUGGGUGAUGAUUAUUAGGAUGUUAUUGCCACACUGCCUCCUGACACUGUUCAGGGUCUCUGUACAGAAGCCUUAUUAUUCCCAAUGAGCAUUAAUGCAUUUGAAUGACUUUUCUCCAUUUUGGUGGGAAAGAUGAUUGAGUAACACUGAGGACAUGGAGCUCCCUGUGUGUUGUGCCCACAAAGGUUCACAGAGCUGCACCUUCUCGUUUUAGGAUCUGUUCAAUGGUACUUUAAUAAAUGUUGUGUAAAAAAUGCCUACAGUUCUCUAUAGCAAAUGUGAAUUUUUAUGACAAGAAUGUGUAUUUAGAGUUAAAAAAAAGUAAUAUAAAAUCUAGUUUCUUUGUACACAGUGAAACAUCUAAUAAAGCUCUGGUACCUGUA
Molecule: messenger RNA, 8286 nt
Organism: Pseudopipra pipra
Lineage: Eukaryota; Metazoa; Chordata; Aves; Passeriformes; Pipridae
Gene: PLCXD3
Product: phosphatidylinositol specific phospholipase C X domain containing 3
Exons: 3
Coding region: 43-1011 (322 amino acids)
Biological process (GO): lipid metabolic process
Cellular component (GO): synapse
Molecular function (GO): phosphoric diester hydrolase activity
Source: RefSeq, a predicted model, not a curated record